This is a messenger RNA of Seminavis robusta, 4182 nucleotides long. The record is from the annotation of a GenBank genome assembly. NCBI's taxonomy places the organism in Eukaryota, Bacillariophyta, Bacillariophyceae, Naviculales, Naviculaceae.
AUGAAAGAGACUGAUUUGAGAACUGAUCGGGCAGAGGCUGGCGACAUGGCCCCUGCCACCGGCAAUGGUGACCAAAACAAAGACGAACCUAAUGAAGAAAAGAAUGAAGAGAUCAAGCCGCAAGCUUCCAUUGCGGAAGUUUUCUCGUUUGCCAAGACAACCAAAGUGAAAUUGCUCAUUGUGGCAGCUCUCUUGGCGGCAAUCGUUUCUGGACUUGUAUUGCCAGCCUUUGUAUUCUACUUUGCAGAAGUGUUUGAAGAUUUGGGGGGCGACCCCAGCUCUGAUGAAUUCCUCGGGAACAUCCGGACAAUGGCUUAUAGCUUGAUGAUAUUGGGUGUUAUUGCCUUUACAUUCAUGUCCCUUCAAACUACUCUAAUGGAAACUGCAGCGGGGGAAAUGACCGCGGAGCUCAAGAAGCAGUGGCUCAUGGCACUCUUAAGACAGGACAUGGCCUACUUUGAUGUCAAAGAUGUUGCAUCACAGGCACCCAUCAUAACCAACAAUGGCAGGCAAUUCAGAAGAGGAGUUGGAGCCAAGUUGGUGGCGGGUGUUCAGUUCAUAGUUACAUUUGUGGGUGGAAUUGCAUAUUCAUUCUAUGCCUCGUGGCGCACUUCAUUGGUGCUCUUGGCCAUUUCCCCCUUUAUGACGGCCAGUGCGAUGCUCCUUGUCAAGCUCAACACCACGACAACUGCAAGGAAGAAUGAAAGUUAUGCCAAGGCAGGAUCAAUUGUCAACAUGACUGUCUCGUCCAUUCGCACAAUCCUCUCCUUGAAUUCAGUUCAGGUGGUCAUUGACAAGUUUGUCGAGGCCACCGAGGAGGCGUGCACGGGAGCUAUUUCACAAACUCAUCUGUUGGGAUUCGCAAAUGGAUCCCAAAUGGCAAGCAUGCUGCUGGCGUUCAUUCCGGUUAUUCUCUACGGAAGCUACCUCAUGUACACGGAUGUUCGUGAGACUGGUUGUGACCCGUCGGGAGCAAUUGCAGGAAACGAAACCUGUGAUCCGGCUGGGAAGGAUGUCUUUGGAGCCUUGAUGGGAAUAACGAUUUGUGCGUCCGUCCUACCUCAGGUUUCUGUGGCUAUAGAGGCAAUCUCGAGCGCGAGAGUGGCAUGCUUCCCAGCGAUCGCCGCCAUGAACCGCACGAUCAGCGGAGGGGAAGGCAACAACACUUCGUCGUCCCAGGAAGCAAGCGAGGAACACGGUCCAAUUCGAAGAGGAGGUAGUACUCUUCCAAAGUACGAGAUUGAUUCGUCUUCUGAAGCAGGACUCAAGCCCCAGAGUGUAUCUGGCUCCAUCCGCUUUGACAAUGUUUCGUUCGCGUAUCCAACGAGGAUGGAGUCUGAAGUCUUCAGCGGCUUCUCACUCGACGUGGAAGCAGGGAAAACCGUUGCAUUAGUCGGCCCAAGUGGGAGCGGGAAAUCGACAAUCGUCCAGCUCAUCGAAAGGUUCUACGACCCCGUGUCGGGUCUCAUUACGCUUGAUGGCAUUGACAUUAAGUCGUUGAACGUCAAGUGGCUAAGGCAGCAGAUUGGAUUGGUGAACCAGGAACCCUGCCUGUUUCCCAUGAGCAUAAGAGACAACAUCAAAGUCACUUGCCCUGAUGCAACUGAUGAAGAAGUCGAACAAGCUGCAAAGACAGCAAAUGCUCAUGAGUUCAUCAUGUCUUUCAAUGAAGGAUACAAUACACAGGUUGGCGACAAGGGAUCACAAUUGUCUGGCGGCCAAAAACAACGCAUUGCCAUUGCUCGCGUUCUCCUGAAGAAGUGCUCGAUUCUACUUCUCGACGAGGCCACCAGUGCCCUUGACUCUGAAUCCGAGGCCGUGGUGCAACUGGCAAUCGACAACCUGAUGAAAUCUCGAAACCUUACCACAAUUGUGGUUGCUCACCGUCUUUCGACUGUAAUGAAUGCAGAUGUCAUCGCAGUCGUGGACGGCGGCCGGAUUGUCGAACAAGGGAAGCAUGACGAACUUCUCGCGAAACCAGGCAAGUACUUUGAGCUAGUCAAAGCACAACAGCUGGACAAAGAGAAGCCGGAUGAUGGAAGCGGUGGUAACGAAACCGACACAGAGCCGGCCUCCGCAUCUCCAAGCAGAGCAAGUAGUUUCAUGGAGAACGGAGAGGGCGCAGACAGCAUUGCUCCCAUCAUUCGCCUAAAUGGCGUGAGCUUCGCAUACCCAUCUAGACCAAAGAACACUAUCUUCCACCACCUGAACCUGUCCAUUCGAAAGGGGGAGACUCUUGCGUUUGUUGGGCCGUCAGGCCAUGGGAAAUCAAGCAUAAUACAGCUUCUCGAAGCCUUCUAUCGUCCGACUGAAGGAAAAAUUGACUUCCUUGGACAUGACAUGAAGGAUAUCAAUGUUAGUUGGAUGCGAGAUCAGAUUGGGUUGGUAGCUCAAGAACCCACCAUGUUUGACCUUACCAUCGCCGAGAAUAUUCGCUUUGGCUGCCAAAAUGCAACGCAAGCUGACAUCGAAGAGGCCGCAAAGAAAGCCAAUGCCCAUGACUUCAUCGCAAAGUUCCCGCAAGGCUACAAUACUCCGAUGGGAGAAGGGGGGCAACAGGUUUCGGGAGGCCAAAAGCAGCGAAUUGCAAUUGCUCGGUGCCUUGUCAGAAAGCCGAAAGUGAUUUUGCUCGACGAAGCAACAUCUGCUCUUGAUUCUGCCUCCGAAGGAAUCGUGCAAGAAGCCCUUGACAAGAUCAUGGCUGAUGCCAAUCAAACGACCAUUGUUAUUGCGCACCGGCUUUCUACAAUCCGCAACGCUGACCGUAUCGCCGUGAUUGCGCAUGGUCGGGUCGUAGAAAUUGGCACGCACAACGAACUGAUGGCCAGGCCCCAUGGUCAAUACCGUCGACUCCAGUCGUUGCAAAACCUCGACGAGGCAAAACACUCUAACGCAUCCACAGGUGGUGUAUUCUCCAGCGUCUCAGAAUCCACGAAAGUAAAAGGACAAAUCAAAGAAGAAACGAAGAAUAACAAAGAGGAAGAAGUUGGCGAUGUAGGCGCUGAUCGUGCCAAGACACUCGCGGCACGGGCACGCUUGUUGGGCCGUGAAGACUGGCCCUUCUACAUCCUUGGAGGGGUUGGUGCGGUUAUGGCGGGAUUUUUCUUUCCUGCUUUUGGCUUUGUAUUUGCUGACAUGGUCGACGUCCUGUAUUAUCCUGUCUUGCCUUGUAAUGCAACCGCGGAAGUGUGCUCGGAAAUCUGGGACAGCGUCGCAGACGACAUGAGAGACGACUCCCAACGAGUCUUUUACGAAGUCUUGACAAUCAUGGUGAUCACCUUGGUGGGCAACAUGCUGCUGUUUUAUGGUUUUGGAACGGCUGCCGAGAGAAUGAACAAGCGAAUCCGAGACGCCGCAUUCAAGAGUCUUGUUGUCCAGGAGGUCGGAUGGCACGACCUACACCCUCCUGCAGCCAUCGUUGCACAGAUGGCCGAGGAUACCGCGAUGCUUCAUGCUUUUGCGGGAGAGCCUAUCCGAACAUUUUCCAUAUCGGUUUCCAGCGUUCUUGUUGGCCUGAUCAUCUCUUUCGUGUACAUGUGGCCCUUUGCUCUGGUAUGUCUUGGCAUUCUUCCGUUCAUGGCAUUUGGUGCCGAGAUGGAAAUGGCCAUGUACAACGGCGAAGAUGAGGGAGAUGAAAGUGACGACCACAAACACUCGUCCAGCCAGAUUGCUGUUGAGUCUAUCAGCAAUAUUCGGACUGUGGCAGCUUUGACGCUGGAACCGGAUCGUUUAUCCAUAUAUUCCCAGUCGCUAGCAGAAGAGGACCCCACACCUAUCCGUAGCAACUUUAUCAAGGGUUGCUCAAUCGGUUUAGGCCAGUUUGUUCAAAUGUGGGGUAUGGCAUUGAUGUUCUGGUGGGGUGGUUGGCUGCUGCGAAAUCACGGGGACUCGUUUACCUAUCGAGAUUACCUGAUCUCGAUGUUCGGUCUCUUCUUUUCUCUGUACGGCUUGGCGCUUGCAUUUGAAGGCAUGGUGGACAAGGACAAAGCCAAGCUCGCAGCACUCCGAGUGUUUGAGCUUAUUGAUAGGGCCAGCCUGAUUGACCCACUCAGUGAAGAGGGUAUGAAGGAUUUGUGCUACGACAGCGUCACUGGCAUGAGUUCGGAAGACUUCAAAUAUGACGACCUUACCUCUGACGGUGUCAUGCAUUCCUUGAUGGCUGCCAAUGAAUUCUUUGUCUAA